Messenger RNA from Tilletiopsis washingtonensis, 874 nucleotides. RefSeq names its product V-snare-domain-containing protein. Gene Ontology annotation, cellular component: late endosome membrane; ER to Golgi transport vesicle membrane; Golgi apparatus. The record is from RefSeq and is a predicted model, not a curated record. Gene Ontology annotation, biological process: endoplasmic reticulum to Golgi vesicle-mediated transport; vesicle fusion. The transcript has 4 exons. Gene Ontology annotation, molecular function: SNAP receptor activity; SNARE binding. The coding region runs from base 27 to 677 and encodes 216 amino acids. Lineage: Eukaryota; Fungi; Basidiomycota; Exobasidiomycetes; Entylomatales.
GGCGCACGGUGGAUGAGUACGAGGCCAUGGCGCGCCGCGAGCUCGUGCCCGCCAAGCGCGAAAAGGCGCUCGGGAGAGUGGAGAAGUUCAGAGAGGAGGAGCGCGGCUUCAGAGGCGAGAUGGGACGCGUCAAGGAGGCGCCAGCACAAGGCAGCACCUCCUCGACGUCCUAUUCUGCCUCUUCCUCCGCCCGCUCUCCCCUCUCUCCCACCUCCACGAUGCAGAUGCGGCAGUCCACCAUGGGCGGCACUCCAUCGUACAGCAACACUCCCUACGCGAGCGGAUCGCCCUACGACUCACCGCACGCCACCCCCCCGCCUCCCUCGCACGCCGAUCCGCUCGCAGCGUACCGCGCCUCUGCACAGGCGGCAUACGCAGCGGGCGGCAACGCACGCCAAGACGCGGCGCUGCGGGAACACUCGUUCAUCGGCACGGCCGAGGCGCAGCUGGACGCGCUCAUCGCGCAGGGCAGGGCGACGUGGGGCAAUUUGGGCGAGCAGCGCGAGAUUCUGAAGGGCACGCAGCGGAGAUUGAGAGAUGCGGGAGUGACGAUGGGAUUGAGUCGGAACGUCAUCAGCUACAUCGAACGCAGAUCCACGCAGGACAACAUCAUCUUUGCCGUCGGCGCCGUCUUUACGCUCGUGUGCUUCUUCUACAUCUACAAGUGGUUCGGCUAGGCCUUUGAGCUGGCCCGACUGCCGUUUUGCCCCUCAAGUCUGUGCGACGUCGCUUCACGCCCUGUUCUUUCACGAUCUGCCUUAUGAAACACGAAGCACGCAAGGGCGCUAGCCUACGCGGCGAGCUCCACAGCUCGAGCCAUUCCGACCGAGGUGCCCUUGCGUAAUGAAAGCUACAUCCCAGCCACCGAGACAGA